UAUGCCCUUGACCCAAAGUGAUCAUAAACAAAACUGUCUCACUCAUAAAGGAAUAUUUUUGGUCGACAAAUGUGGUAGCUUUUUCCAAAGAAGAUUUUAUAGAGAAGUUAGACUAUGUUGAUAAAGCACUUGAACUAUUCACUGAAAUUAUGAAGUUCCGCAGUAUAUUAAAGCCAUGUGUGACGAAACUUUACAAAUCUUGCAGUUUCACACUACUUCCGUCGCUCAAAAGCGAGUUUGUUUUUCUUUUUUAUGUCUCAUUACUUGGAAUGGAGACCUUUGGAGAAAACGGAUUGGGACACUUUCUUCUUUGUAUUAAAGUUCAAUAUUGUAAAGAAAUUCUUAGAUUUUUAUGUUCACCUGAAGUACUGCGCGAGCUGAAAUCAGAGUGGAUUCAUGUUUAUGAUGAAUCGUUUGUAGAUACUUUUCUGAUUAAACCUCUUGUAAAAUGGAAGCCUGUAUUUAUAUCCCUUCAAAAAUCUCUGGAAUCAGAGCAAAGUACACCCGAUCAUAAGAAAAUUACAGAAGUUCAACCAUUCAGGCUAACGCAACCAAAACCCCGAUCUAUUCUUAUGCCAGAUAUUGUAAUUCCAAAAAUGCAAAAAAUGCGCGACCCUCCAAUUUCUACUUAUAAUCAACCACCGGAAAUUUCUUUAUUACUCAUGGAAAAAAACAAAAAUCGUGAACAGAUUGAAAAGUUAAAAAUUCAAAGUGAUAGGCUUAAACCAAAAUGUGCUGAAAUAAUUUGUGGUGAUGCAAAAACAACGAAUAAUCAAAAUGAAUGUAACUUUAAGAAUGAUUCUGCAGAUAACAUAGAAGAUACUAGAAAUAAUAAAAGGAUGAUGAAUCCUUCAGUCAAAUUGGAAAGUCAAAGAAUUAGCUCAAAUAAAAGAAAUUAUUUGUCUGCUUUAAACAAAACCGCAGUGGUUAAUACAAAUGCUGUUAGUAUAUUACGUGAAUGGAAAUUGUAUUCGGAUAGAGAGAGGGAACAAAGACAAAAGCUUUGUGAAUUAGAAUCUGGAGCGUUUACGAAUGCUGCUUAUAAUUCUUGGAAACAAGAAGAAGAGAUGAAAAUUAAAUUAAAUCAACUGAAAAAAAUGGAACGUAAUCGUUUAAAUGUAAUGAUAAGUCAUGAAGCAUCAUCAACAGCUAAGUUUGAUCUUUGCUGUAAACGAAAAAUUGCGGCUAAUAAACUUAGAAAUGAAAAGCGUGCCAAGCUAUUGGAAUUUUUAAAUGAAAAGAAAUUACAACAGGAUAAAAUGAAUAAAGUAGCCAAAGAAGUUGCUAGUUCACAUGAAAAUGCAAAAAUUGCAAAGAAGAAGUUGAUGGAAGAAAAGAAAAAAUCAGCUAGUGAAAUACUUAAGGAAAGUAAACAACUGUUAGAUAAAGCUGCGAUAAAAGCGGAAGAGGAGAAGAAAAUGAAAAAAGAAUUGAUUAGUCAGAUUCAAGCGGAAGAAUUAUCGGCCAUAAUGACGAAAUCACGAAACGUAAAACAAAUUGAUUUAACCAAUACACCCGGACAUGGUUUACUAAAUGAAAUGUCUAUAAUUGAGUUAAGGGAACGCCUUAAUCAAUUGAAAAUUAAUAAACAACGUGAAUUGGAAGAGAAAAGAGAUGCAAUAAUAAAUGAUAAAGAACAAAAAACAAAGGUUUUAUUAGAGUUACUUACUCGAAUUGGCAAACACAGAAGUGUAAAAACUGUAGCUGCAACGAGAAAAAUGGUAAAUAAUGGGGAAAAUACUUUUAUCAAUAACUGCAAAGUUACUAAGGAAGAUAUAUACAAAAAUGAUCCAUCACUACAACAAAUGCUUGAUUGUUUGAGUAAACAAAAAGAAGAAAGACAAAGAUAUGCAAAGAGUGAUCAGUCACAAAAAUUCAGGAAAUAUGUAAAUAAAGGUGUUAAAAAUAAGGAGAAUGAAUCUCUGAAAACAUUCUGGGAUGAACUUGAACGUCAAAGAGAACAAAGAUCACGAAUGGAAACAGGGGCUACGCAUCAUCCUUCAGAGCACUUAAUCACGAGUCUCACAGCUUAGAGCAAAGGAAAGGAAGAAUUCUCAAACUGUUUCCUGAAUUAUGUUUGAUGAAAGAGAACGGUGUUAUGCAAGAAUCUUCAAUUAUAAGUCCUUGAUAUAUUAAAAACAUUUUAUUUAAGACAUACAGUCAACUUGCCUAAUCAAUUUUGAUUAAACAGACAAAGUGGAAAUAACAACAGUAUUUAUGUUAACUAAUUUUAUAGUGGGU
Messenger RNA from Schistosoma intercalatum, 2241 nucleotides. Lineage: Eukaryota; Metazoa; Platyhelminthes; Trematoda; Strigeidida; Schistosomatidae. The record is from the annotation of a GenBank genome assembly.